ACAUUAGUAACGCUCCUGCCAUGGAAUUGGCAGCACCCAAGUGACUUAUCACGUUAUUUCAAGCUGUCACUACGGAGAAAUCUAACCGGUAGGAAUUUGACGCUUUUCUGUUGCACAAUGGAGGGGUUCCUCUCGGACGAACUGUGUCGAAAUCCCCAUAGGCUUGCACACUGUGGAAAGAUCACGUUUUUUAACCGCAAACGAGCCUCAGCCACAAAUGACGGCGAAAGAAGCGAGUUGCUAUUCUGCAGCUUUUCGUUUGAACGGGGAGACAACGCGUUCCUGAAGGCAGCAGAUGGAGCAGCUGUCAUCAGCAGGAGGAGAUCAGCUCAUGUGGAUAUUGUAAAAUGUAAAUGUGUCACAGAUGUUCGGAAGAGAGUCACAACUGCAUGCAUUUUAGUGACGAGGACGAGUGAGAAAGGACACAGCUUCCAGUAUAGCCUCCUCACACUGAGCAGCUCAAACAAACUGGAGCCCUGCAUUGAGUUUAAACUCCCCUAUCAAAUGAAGGACAAUGUGAGCAUCCUGCAGGGCCCCACAGUGUUGUGGACUCAUGACAAUACUGUCUUUUACACAUCUCUGAAGGCAGGAGGUGUGAAGCAGAUCCCCAUCCAGUUGUCCCACAUUGUUGUUUCAGAACUUCCCCUCCACAAAGGACAGAUAUUUGUUCUUGGGCUGCCAAACGUGUCGGAAAAGUCCUUAAAUGACCAGCUCACAAGCCAAACUGUUGGCUGCUUUGUUGAAAAUGGACUAGUGUUUGAUGGCUCACUGGUUUUACCUCAUCCCUACAUUUGCAUCACACAGUGCCUCUUUGUGCUCGCGGCUGACAGCGAGGACGGUGUUCUGACAUGCACUGUGGUUGCAGCAACGUCUAAACAGCAGCUUGUUUAUUUCGAGAAUGGAGCUGUGAAAGAUGUGUGUCAGCUACCUUUUGAGCAGCCUGAAAAUAUUCAGGUAGUUGACGCAGGAAGGAAUGGCUGCCUGUUUGUUGUUUCCUUUCACCAGGGGCAUGUUUGUGCUGUAUGGAAGGAAACUUUUCAGAUAGCCUCCCUCUGGUCAGAUGUCAGCUCUGUCCAUGUGGAUGACUUCUUGGGAUGUGGAACAGAGCAGAUACUUCUGGUUUUUAAGGAUCAAGGUGCAGCAGGGCAACCAUUGGAAAAAUUUCUCAUCACAGACCUUUGUGGUAUUUCGUACUCCCGUGGUCAGGGUACCGAAGCAUCAAAAACAUCCUCACCUCCAGCAGAGAACUAUCUACUCACUGUUCAAGCUUUGGAGUCCAGACUACAGAGUGGAUUGAUCGUGCUUCAAGAGCUUCAGAGAGAAGGGAGAGUGAAGGACAGAGUUCUUCAGCAGACAGUCGGAGCCUUGACCGAUGUGGUCUCAGGAAGAGAGACUGUUCUCAGCCAGCAUGAGCAGGAAGGCCUUACUGCUCUGUGGGACUGUGAUGAUGAGUCAAAGGACGAGGCCUUGGAUGACAAGAUGCAACACGCGCCGACAGUGUCUUCAAAACCUCAAAUUGACAAGCUGUGGCAUCGCAUCACUGAGGACCAAAUGAUUGUUGGAGUGAUACUAAGUAGUGACAGCUCUCGACCAGUGAGCGGCGUGAGCUUAUCCAUCCUGACAGAGACGGGCCAGAGCUCAACGCCCGCCGUCAUCCAGACCCGGAGCCAAGUGUUCUGGCUCCCUGCGCCCUGCCCCUCAUCAUCCUCCUCUGCCUCCUCGUUCCCGGAGCCCGCAGCCAAAAGAAGCAAGCAGCAUAACGCCAGCAGACCCAAUGAUCUCAACACAUGCAGACUGGCUGUGACUGCGGUGACCAAGCUGACACCUCUGUUGAACUCCGACUGUGUCAAAUGCAGUGUCAUGCUCCAUUACGUCCAAAGACAAGAUGCUUUUGGCCUCGUGAGCGAUCCAGCACCGGUAGUUCUGCAUUGUGGUCAAGUUGUGUUAGACAUUAAUGAUGACUUCCAAUCCCAGCUGCUGAAAAACCCUCAACUUAGAACAGAUGAGGUUAGAGAGGACUUGCUGAGUCUGUUGGCAGUGCUGGACCGCUGGGUCCUCCACAUAGACUCACCUGAUUACAGUUUAGGUGAUAUAGAUGGCUGGAUUCAGAAAAGAGUGGGCUGUAAGAAGAUAGAAGUGAACCCUGAGUAUCUACUGUUAAAUUCGUCAGGACCAUCUGCUGUCAUGCUGCUGCGCUGGCAUCAGUCAACCCCUUUCCAGGGGAAACUGUCCGUCCAUUCCAGCCAAUUACAGAUGCUCCAGUUCUUGGACUCACUGUUGGCGUACCUCCCUGCAUCCUGCUCCGUCCGUCCCGUCAAAGGUGCGAGAGGUGAGAGUACAGCACAAAUGUUCGCUUUAGCGUUGGAAAAUGAGGUGGUCUCACUCAGGGAGGGUGUGUCGUUGCUACUCUGUGAAGAAGAUGAAGAGGAGGCAAAGAAGAAGAGUACUGGACAUGAAGAAACCCCAGGUUCUGCAGAAGGGCUUCUAAGGUGUCGAGAGGUGUGGCAGCGGGACGUGGAGAGGACUAGGAUGAGGUUGAGCCCCCUGGUGGAUGCGGUGCGGUAUCGUAGGCUGAUCCAAAGCAUGACUAAAGUCCAACUCGAAGGGGAUUUGGCAGCUCUCCUAAACACUCAGGGAACUUUGCUCAGCUAACGUACUGCACACAUGAUUAUUGUUGAAGUUCCCAUCGCCACGUCUGUGUUUCCAGCGUUGCCUCCACGGACAGAAUGCGGCUCUUUAACAGUGUCAAGUGUAAUGACAAAAAGACAAUUCAUCACCUAUGUUCUGUUCAUUUUCCACUGCACUGAGCACCUACCCCUGUUGCCGUCUUGCUCAUGUACUGAGCUGAACUGUGAGUGUCUGCUCACUCAGACAGCCUCUCGGGGGUUCUAUCUAUCCUAUUGCUGUGUGGAGCCUCAACCCAAUUCCAUUGGAUCACCUCCUGGGUUUCACAGCCUUAAUCUGAUACUGUUGUGAUACUGCUCUCUGCACACAGCUUAUUCUUCUCUCCAUGUCCCUUUUAGACCUUCUGUGUUCAAAAGCGCUCUUUUAUGUCUGUUGCUGCGGCUUCUGCGUGCCGUUCAGUGGGAGACAGAGAUCACUUUCAUCCUGGAGUGAGAAACUGUUUGUGUUAUGAAUAAAGACAGCAGAUGAUGGCAGUGCUAAGCUUUAUACAUGUACUCAUAGGCUGCAGUUGACUGAAAGCUUUUAGUGGUACUUUCCCCUCAUGGCUCAGUUAUUUUGAUGUGAAAUGAUGUUAAGGGGGGAAAAAAAAAUUAUUGGACGCUGUUUCCCUUGUGACGCCGCACAACCUGUUAGUGGUUCAGUUACAACGGCAUCCGUCCAAGAAAACAUCAAAUUAUGUUUAAAACAACCUCGACUUUGCUGGAUACUUAAGGUCUGUUGCAGCUUGACCAGCGGUGUUGGCUAAAAUGGAUCUUUUUUUUCCUCCCAGUGGGAAAUGAAUUCAGUUUCUUCUGGGAGUGACACCAUCUGUUUGUAUUACUCAGUCUGAGGAGAGAUUAAUUCCCCAUCUUUAACACCUUUAAUGUCUCUGCUUCAUUGGGCGUAACUGCUUCCACUGGACUUAUCGCCACAGGACUUGCUCUGAAUAACCGAAACAUAACCACUUAAAAGUUUUCAUGAGAGGUUUCUAAUGUUUUACUUCUCGCCGCUGUUGGGUAAUGAAACAGAAGCAGGAACUCUAUUUUUGUCACGUCCGUGUGUAAAUAAAGCUCCAGUUUGCAGCUCUGUUCGCGAGCUCAACUUCAGCCACUAUGCAAGCUGAUCACACACAAGCACUUUUUCUUUUUUCUGCUCCUUUAAUCCCUCACAUGCAGAAAACACCCCCUCCUCCCCCUUUUGGCUGCCAUACAAACACCCCUGUCACUUCUAGCAGCGAGGAAGACUUUUGAAUCCCGCACAGUAAAUAACACCAGUAAAUGGCCAGAGGGAAAUGAAUCACAUGUGGAAAGGACAAUUCAAUUGUAUUGGUGUUCCCUUAGAGCCUCGACUGCCACCCCAAUAAAAUAUAUGGUUUGUCAUCCCA
Stegastes partitus (bicolor damselfish) is the source of this 4048-nucleotide messenger RNA. It is a transcript of the gene fancb, whose product is annotated as FA complementation group B. Lineage: Eukaryota; Metazoa; Chordata; Actinopteri; Pomacentridae. Gene Ontology annotation, biological process: replication-born double-strand break repair via sister chromatid exchange; positive regulation of double-strand break repair via homologous recombination; negative regulation of double-strand break repair via homologous recombination. Gene Ontology annotation, cellular component: Fanconi anaemia nuclear complex. The transcript is spliced from 8 exons. Bases 118 to 2652 code for a protein of 844 amino acids. The record is from RefSeq and is a predicted model, not a curated record.